Notodromas monacha is the source of this 2439-nucleotide messenger RNA. The record is from the annotation of a GenBank genome assembly. Lineage: Eukaryota; Metazoa; Arthropoda; Ostracoda; Podocopida; Cyprididae.
AUGAAGUGACGCGCGAUGAGUUGUGAUGAGUACGAAAGUUGGGAUCGCUUUCUCGCUGAUGAAAGCUUCUUUGAUGGUCCUGAACCUUCCUCUCUUGAUGUGGACAUCUUUCAGACAAUAAUGCGCCAUCCUCCUCCAUCUAGAUUAUUCCAUUUGUACCGUUGGUUUCAAAAUAUCAGCUCCUAUUCUCUUUUGGAGAGACAAAGUUUUCCAAAAUCCACACGAUCUAUUUCCCGAUAUCGCUUGAAAACAAUGACUAAGGGGAAAGUGCACGAGGGAGAAGGGGACAAGGCUCCUGUCAAGGAACUCAGCCCAUGGCCUUCCUUCAUCCAGGUCGAACGAGAUCGAAUUCAGCUUUGGGACAAGUUCAAAGUCCAACAUGAGGACAGAAUUGCUUCUCUACCGAAAGAAGAUAUUGACAUCACUUUGCCGGACGGUAAAAUCGUGAAGGGUCAGGCAUGGAUGACAUCACCUUACGAUAUCGCCGCAGGAAUCAGUCAGGGGUUGGCAGACAGUGCAGUUAUCUCAAAAGUCAAUGGAGAGCUGUGGGAUUUGGAUCGUCCAUUGGAAAGCUCGUGCAAGCUUGAACUCCUGAAAUUCGACUCCGAAGAAGGUCAGCAAGUUUUCUGGCAUUCGUCAGCUCACAUCUUGGGAGAAGCAAUGGAACGAGUGUAUGGAGGAUGCCUUUGUUAUGGGCCUCCGAUUGAGAGUGGAUUUUAUUAUGACAUGUCAAUGGACAGCCAGGUGUCGAGUGGUGAUUUUGGGACCUUAGAGGAAUUGGUGAAAAAGGUCGUGAAGGAGAAGCAACCGUUCGAGCGCCUCGAACUUACCAAAGAGCAGUUGGCGGAGAUGUUCCAGUACAACGAGUUCAAGUUGCGUAUUUUGAAAAACAAGGUCACUACUCCAACUACAACCGUGUAUAGGUGUGGGCCAUUGAUUGAUCUCUGCCGUGGACCUCAUGUGCGACAUACCGGAAAAGUCAAAGCAUUCAAAGUUACUAGAAGUUCUGCUUCCUAUUGGGAAGGAAACUCGGAGGCUGAGUCGUUGCAGCGGGUCUAUGGAAUAUCUUUCCCAGACCCUAAGCAGUUGAAAGAAUGGCAAAAGUUUCAGGAAGAAGCUGCGAAACGAGAUCACAGGAAAAUCGGAAGGGAGCAAGAAUUGUUCUUCUUUCAUGAACUGAGCCCGGGUUCAUGUUUCUUCCUGCCGAAAGGUGCACACAUUUACAACGUGCUGAUGAAUACCAUCAAGACGGAAUACCGUAAGCGAGGUUUUGAUGAAGUAAUCUCUCCGAACAUUUACAACUCCAAGUUGUGGAUUCAAUCUGGACACUGGCAACAUUAUGCGGAAAAUAUGUUCUCGUUCGACUGUGAAAAGGAGAAAUACGCCUUGAAGCCCAUGAAUUGUCCGGGACAUUGUCUGAUGUUCGAUCACCGUAUUCGAUCAUGGAGAGAACUGCCGAUCAGAUACGCGGAUUUUGGAGUGCUGCAUCGGAAUGAAUUGUCUGGCGCAUUGACAGGACUGAUACGUGUGCGCAGAUUUCAGCAAGAUGAUGCCCACAUUUUCUGCGCUCCCGACCAAAUCAAGUCUGAAAUCAGCAGCUGUCUCGACUUCCUCAAGUGUAUUUACACAAUUUUCGGAUUCACCUUCAAGCUGAACUUGUCCACUAGGCCCAAAACAUUUUUGGGAGAAAUAGAGCAAUGGAACCUUGCAGAAAAACAAUUGGAAGAAAGUUUGAACGAUUUCGGGAUGCCGUGGAAACUGAAUCCUGAGGAUGGAGCAUUUUAUGGCCCGAAAAUUGACAUCACCAUCAUGGACGCGUUGCAACGACCACAUCAGUGCGCCACAAUCCAACUGGACUUCCAGCUCCCUGUUAGAUUCAAUCUGCUUUUCAUGGGAGAAGACGGUGAGCGCCAUCGCCCCGUCAUCGUUCACCGCGCCAUAUUGGGCUCGGUGGAGCGUAUGAUGGCUGUACUGUGCGAAAAUUUCGGUGGGAAAUGGCCAUUUUGGCUGUCGCCGAGACAAGUGGUGGUGAUCCCUAUUGCCGCUGCUUAUGACGAAUAUGCGGAAAAGGUGAGGAAGCAGUUGCAUGACGCUGGUUUCCAAGCAGAUGUUGAUAUCACUUCUGGAGAUACUUUCAACAAGAAGGUCAGAAACGCCCAGUUGGCGCAGUUCAAUUUCAUUCUAGUUGUCGGAGAGAAGGAGCAGUCGAAUGGAACAGUGAACGUACGCACUCGAGACAACAAAGUUCACGGGGAAUUUAAUGUGGAGGAGGUCGUGAAGAAGUUUGGCGCCCUGAAAGACGAAAAGACAUUGCACAGUGAAGAAUCAUUCUAAGGAGGUGAAUAGAAGAGUCGCGUGUCAUGUGGGAAUUGUGUUGCUUUUCUUGCGUGUUGUGCUCUCGUAUUCUGAAACUUAAAUUAAAAAUUCAGAAAAACUCCA